Messenger RNA from Impatiens glandulifera, 3156 nucleotides. RefSeq lists its product as uncharacterized. The transcript has 5 exons. NCBI's taxonomy places the organism in Eukaryota, Viridiplantae, Streptophyta, Magnoliopsida, Ericales, Balsaminaceae. The record is from RefSeq and is a predicted model, not a curated record. Bases 307 to 2997 code for a protein of 896 amino acids.
GCAAUUCUAGUGAUCCGAUAAGUGAAAGAGCUAGUGAGUGGGAUUGAAUUACAAAGAAUCACUUCUCUAAUUGCUUUCUAGAUUUUGAUUCCUUUUCUUACUUAGGAGAGAGAAGAAGAAGGAUAUGCAGAGCUACUUUUGUGCUUUACUGUGGAUUCUUGCUUUUUCUGCAGUUUUGGAUUUACAUUCUUGUUCAUACACUGGAUUACUGCUUCUGUAAAAGUUGCUAACUGCAAAAUUAGGUUUUCGGCACCAAUUUUACUAUCUGGUGUUUGUGGAGCUGAAGAAAGGUGAUUUGGUGAAGAGAUGAUGGAUAACUGUGACAAAUCGGUCACUUCUUUAGCCAUUACAGAGAAGCGACCUAAUAGACCUGGAGGUUGCAUCGGUAUCUUUUUUCAGCUCUUUGAUUGGAAUCGGAGGUUUGCAAAGAAGAAGCUCUUCUCCAGAAAAUUGCUUCCGCCAGUUCGUCCAAAACAUGCACCGAAGAAGUUCGCUGGAGAUGAGAAAUUUCCCAAAUUACGCAUGAUUGCCGGUGAAAAUGGAGAUGAUUUUCCAAAUCUGAGGAAAAAUAUUGACAAUCAAUCAAGGCCAAUGCAAUCUCCUAGUUUGGUUGCUAGGUUAAUGGGUUUGGAAUCUAUACCCGCUGCAGAAAAGGAAAAGUCACCAAAUGUAUUACUGUCUGACAUUGAUAAGGAAAAACUAAGCUUGGAGAAGAUCAGCUCAAGGAAUGAGUUGAGGCCACAGAAGAUUCAGAAAACGGAAGUUUACGAAAGAGAACAUGUUGGUAGGCUUGGGUUUGAGUCAAUGCCGCUGAAAAAUAUGUUAUCGCGAUCGAGAAGGCAACGUCCGAAACUCGUCUCUCCUGUAAAAAGUCCGCGUAUGGCUCCUGGUAGGAACAACUCUCGAUUAAUUGAUGUAGCUGCAAGGAUCUUAGAACCUGGAUUACAGUCUAGAAACAGGGCUAAAGGUGCACUCACGUACACGAGUUCUAGAAUCCAUAAUCUUCCUCCAUCCAUGGAAGGCAAUGCUUACUCUCCACGCUCUGCUUCUAUUGAUGAUUUGAUGAUGGAGGGAAGACAGCAAGGGUUGAAUGUGCGUGAAGUUCCUGAUCAUGAUGGGGUUGCGGUCAAGCCAAUGAAAGUACAUUCUUGCAAGAAUUGUGGUGAUAAAUUUGAUGAUUUUGCCUCGAGCUCAAGUUUGCUGAAGCAUCCUUCCGUUUAUGCUUCCCCAAUCUCACAAUAUGUGGAACCAUCAACGGUAAUCUUGGAGAAAGAGAAAAAACCAGUAGAACAGAGAAAUCGACAGGAAAUGGGCAAUGUUUUCGUCCAAACUCAUAAUGAAGCUGAUCAAAGUCACUGGCCAUUCAGCAGCCAACCAUCUAGCCGUCAAUCUGAUAUUCAAUCUUCCACUGCCUUCAAGCAGAAAACAAUAAGACAAAAUAAGAUACCCAUGGGAAGGGACAAGGUUCAUCAGAGCUCAAAACUAAGUAAUCUGCAAAGUAGUAGAGUUUAUGAUGUGAAUGUUGAUAACAAAAGUCCAAGCAUUCGGUCCAGAUCAAGGAUGCCUGUGAAACUGGAUAGUGAUGCACUUGAUACAGGGAGGAAAACCUACGCUAAACCAGAUGAUUCUACAUCCCCAGUGCGGAAGAAGAGGUCUGUAAACUCCACAAUUGUAAAACAAAGAACUGGCAAGUGUGAGACAGCCUCGUCGAAAGAGACGAGACAGAGUUCUUUUUCUUCUACCAGUCAAAACACCACGCGGAGAAGAUUGGUUAAUUCAGAAGAAAGUAGCAGAACAAAUAGCAAUAAGGAAAAAAAUAUUGUCUCUUACUCAUAUAAUUCUCCUUUGAAGCACAAGCCUGGAGCACACAAGGACAGGGAAUACAAAAGAAUGCAUCUUAAUGGUAGUGUCGAUGGAAAUCCCAGUUCGAGUACCAUAGGUGAAAGCUCCAGCCGUGAAGAAGACUCCUGCCAAUUGAGUGGAGAUGCUUUAGGUGCUCUUCUGGAACAAAAAUUGAAGGAAUUGACUAGUCAAAUGGAUGAUGAAUUGGAAGGAGCAGGAGGUACUCCUAAGAGAAGCACUGCUAUGAUUCUCCAAGAGCUAAUAACUGCCUUGAAUGCAGAGACGCCAACUCAGAAUGUUUUGGUUGAUGGAUCUGACCAGAAAAAAGUUUCUCUGGGUGCUCGUGUGGCAACCAAGUUCUCUUUCAAGGUUGAGGAGAGGGCAAAAGGAGCUUCAACCCGCUACUCACAUGACUUGGACCAUUAUAGCCCAGGAUCUGUGCUGGAAACUUCUUUUUCCAAUGAAAGUUGCUUGUCCAGUAGUCUGGAUGAUGGCUCAGUGCCAGGACACGAUCAUCUGCCACCUUUAGAGGCCGAGGUUGAUCUGGUGGAUUCUGGUUAUUCCUUUUUAAGCAAAGGAAGCGGUAGACUUGAUCGGAUAUCUGACAUCCUUGGCCAUAUUUCUGAAGCACUGUGCUGCAUCAACAUCAGAGAUAGCGGGUUAAAAGAAAACAAGUCUGAUCGUGCGAAGGAGGUAAUCUUGAAUGCUGAGAUGGUUUUCCAAAGUUUUGAUGGAAGCAAAGAAUUUUCCUUGGCGGGCUAUCUGAUUGAAGAGUUAGAAAGUUUGGCUAGUGCCAUGCCUGCAAUGGAAGAUAUAAAAGACGGGUACCAACUUAAGGGUUUUCUGUUUGAUUGCAUAGUGGAGUAUUUGGAUUCGAGGUAUGGUCCAUGCUGGAAAACCGGGUUCAGGGCCUGGAGAAGAACGAGUCCAACAAGGAUUACAGGAGAUAUCUUGACUAGUGGAGUCGUUGAGGAGGUGAAACGGUGGACGAAAUUCGCAGGUUGGAAUGUGGAUGAGAUUAUUGAAUGGGAAAUGAGUCAUGGUUUGGGUAAAUGGACUGAUUUUGAAAUUGAAGGAUUUGAGAUUGGAGUUGAAAUAGAAGAGGAGCUGUUAGAUAACCUGGUUAAUGAAGUUCUGGCUGAUUUUAUUAUGUAAAGUGAAUCUGGGUUAACUCAGGAGUGACUAACCGACAAAAUUUAAACCGCUAGGUUUCCUUUUUAACCGUUUUUCAAACAAGUCUACCUUUUGUAACAUUAUUUGUCAUCUUUUUGUACAAAUAAGGUUUGAACUUUAGUUAAGUAAGUUUAUUUCAUU